GCGCAUUUAUUGAAAUUAUUACUGCAGUAAUACUCGUACUAUGAUCAACUUAUGCAUGUGCACUAUUUGGAUUGAAAGUAUUCGUAGCAAUUAGAGUAAUGCUAGAAAUGUGAAUGUAGGCCUAAUAUGUGUAACAUUAAAAUGGACAAAACUUAAAUGGUUCAGUUUUACUGCCUUGUAAAGUUUGACAUGCAACUGAAUCUUACUUGUGAUGUUAGGAGUAAGGAAUUUUCGGCCGAGACAGUUAAUUUGCUGCUUGCUGUCAGUAGGCCUUGCGAUUAUACUUCUGAUAUCCAACUAUUUGAUAGGCGAUGUGAGCAGAUUAAAGAGAAAGAACGAUCACGAUGAUGUAUUAGUCAUAGGCAGUGAAAUAUCAGCAGUAAAAACAAAAUCCAUGCUAAUAACAGAAGGUGAAAUAGAUGUACAAGACAUAACGGUACAACUCAACAAAGAAGACGGAGCCAUGGACAGUACGAAAGAUGGUUCAGCAAGAACUACAAUGGAUAUGGAUAGAGGCAUUACUAAAUUGGAUAAUCUGACUGUGUCAGCUGUGACACAAGAACUCGGCGUUUCAAAAAGUGACGUCCUUUCAGUUGCCAGGAACAUAAGCUUAUACAAUAAGACAAUCAUGGUUACUGUAGUUAACGACGCGUUCCUACCAUUUGCGUAUAGUUGGUUAUGCAAUACGAAAGGCAUGGGAAUUCAUAAAUCUGUUCUAGUAAUUACAGGGGAUCACAAAUCGAAAGAAAACUUAACGAAGGACUGGCCGGCGAUAAAUGUGUUUGUAUCCGACAUUGGUACGCCAAAUGGAAACCAGGAAUAUAGUCAUGUGGGUUACAUAAAGAUAUUAAUUCGUCGAACAGAAAUAAUCCUGUCCUUAUUGUUAAACAAUAUAGACGUUCUACUUUUUGAGUUUGACUACACUUGGUUUGCAAACCCUCUGGUAGAAUUUCAGGCAAUGACGGAUGUUGAUAUGUUGGUGAAUCCUGUUUCAGUUACAGAAGGGAUAUUCAAUGGUGGUUUAGUGUAUUUGUUUGCGACAGAACGAACACAAUCUCUGUGGAGAAAACUGAAUGAAAUGAUGGUCGAACUUGGUGACAGAGUGAAGAAUGAACCUGAUGAUAGAUUUAUACCUGAGACAGAGAAUGACCAGCAAUUCUUGUCAAGACUGGUUAAUCAGAGAUAUGGAGAUAUCCGGAUAAAGGUACUGCCUCUGGAUAAGUACGCUGAUGGUAUGUGGUAUAAACUAACGGCGAGUGAACGGAAUAAGACACACCCGAUUCUUAUAAGUAAUAACUGGAUUAUAGGAAAUAAGAACAAGAUUGCACGAGCGAAAGAAUGGAGACACUGGUUUUUAAAGAAAACGGUAGCUGUGACGACGAACUUGUAAGAAAGACUGUUUAUAUUUAAUAUCAUAAAAGAAACAAAGAAGUAACAAGAAAAACAACAAGAAGGCCCAGCAAUGACACUGCCGUAUGUCUUCUCGAAGUUGUAGUAACAAUUGAAACAGACGUGUGUAGUCCAGUAUCGUCGCAAUAUGUAUUAGUAUGGUUAAAAUUACAUACGGAUUUUGAACAGCGAUCUUAGAAGAGAAUAAACUUAGUUUUCAAGCUUGUACAUGUAUAUGACAGAGAAAGCUCCACUUGUUAAGAUGUUUGAUCAUCACAUCCGCGCAGUCUGGUCAGGAUCCAUGUUGUUCGUUAACGGUUUCUCUAAUUGCAAUAGGUUUUGAAAGCGAACAACAUGGAUCCUGACCAGACUGUGCGCAGGCUGGUCUGGAUCCAUGCUGGUCGCAAAGCCACUAUGUUGGUUUUUUCUCAUGGCACGGCUCGUAUGUUUUUCUUAUUAUAACAUGAAUUACUUGACUGGUGUAGGAUUGGCAGAUCGAGAUAACCAUAAUACGUGGCGCGUGACUGCUAUGAAACACAUACUGUUAUGUAAUAUAUUAUAUCUUCUUAUUUGUUAACACCAAGAACACAUUUGUGAACGGACAAAACAACAACAACAUGUUUUUUUUUCAAAUUCUACUGUAUUUGUAUGAUGCAAAAUGAUUUUAUGUGUUUUAAACAUAACCACUGAACUGCAAAGUUGAACAACUGCUUUAUAAGGGUGUGUCAUUGAAGUGACAAAACAGGCAUUUUCACACAAAAAUGCUUUUAUGAUACAUUUAAUGAAUUCAUUGUCACUUCAUUUAAGAUAUAACAUGUUCCCAAUCGUGGUUUAUCGUAGAAUAUCCCGUGUUUUGAGUUCUUAUGCGUAAGAAUAUAUCACGCAGGCCGUGUUUAGAAAUUGUGGAGGGACACACGACGGACACCAAACAAUUACAAAAGCUCACUUUGAGCCUUUGGUGCUUAAAAGAUGGUAACAGUAAGCAAACAAUAUUGAAAUACGUUCUAUACUUUAUUUCUGGAAUUGUUGGAAGCAACAUGAACACUUCAACCGGAUUUAGUUAUGAGACUUGAUUCCUCGCUUUUCAGUGUCUCGUCAUGUUUUUCUAUUAUAUUUCCUUUGAUAAGGUUUAAGUAACAUAGCUGUAUCUUCCAAUGUUUUGUAUGUUUGUAACAUUUAAGCAAACUUUUGACACAUGUUACAUAAAAGAUAAAUUGGCACGGAACAUGUGGAGCAAACAACUAAU
This is a messenger RNA of Mercenaria mercenaria, 2635 nucleotides long. RefSeq lists its product as uncharacterized. Gene Ontology annotation, cellular component: Golgi apparatus. NCBI's taxonomy places the organism in Eukaryota, Metazoa, Mollusca, Bivalvia, Venerida, Veneridae. The transcript has 3 exons. Bases 212 to 1390 code for a protein of 392 amino acids. The record is from RefSeq and is a predicted model, not a curated record. Gene Ontology annotation, molecular function: glycosyltransferase activity.